Messenger RNA from Terrapene triunguis (Three-toed box turtle), 759 nucleotides. RefSeq names its product artemin. NCBI's taxonomy places the organism in Eukaryota, Metazoa, Chordata, Testudines, Emydidae. The record is from RefSeq and is a predicted model, not a curated record. Gene Ontology annotation, molecular function: growth factor activity; glial cell-derived neurotrophic factor receptor binding; receptor tyrosine kinase binding. The annotation marks the transcript as partial. The transcript has 2 exons.
GAGAGGGCGCUGUGGGGUGCCCUCGCCAUCCUGUCGCUGCUGAGCGGCGUGGCCACGGGAACCCCGCACACCUGGCACCGCAACACGACCCUGGGGGCUGCACCCACUGCGGGCGGCGUGGGCACCGCCAGCCCCGGAGCAGAGGACAGCCUGGAGGCACCGCUCGCCGCAGCCUGGAGCCACCUCUCCGGGGACAACGUGACGGCAGCGGGGCCCGAGGAGGGGGAGCUGGCCAAGGACCUGCUGCUCCGGGCUGAGCGCUCGCCCCUGGGCCCCGCCAAAGGCAAGAAACCAGGCCGGCGCAGGGACGGCCCCAACUGUACCGUCCGCAGGCUGAUGGUGAAGGUGCGCGACCUGGGGCUGGGCUUCGACUCGGACGAGAUCGUGCCCUUCAAGUACUGCAGCGGGUCCUGCCACCGCAGCCGCAGCAACUACGACCUGACGCUGGCCACCCUGCUGCAGGAGAAGGCCAUCAAGCCGGGCCCGCCGGGCCACGUGGCCAGCCACCCCUGCUGCCGGCCCACCCGCUACGAAGCCGUCUCCUUCAUGAACGUGCAGAACACCUGGCAGACGGUGGAGAAGCUCUCUGCGGCUGAGUGCAAGUGCAUCGGCUGACUGGGCUGCAGGCUCGGUGCCCACUCUAAGCUCACGGCGCUGCCCAGACUCGGGGCCCCAUGGCACAUGGAGAGCGGUGGGGAUAUGCGAAGGCUGCCGCGGUGCCAAACCUGCCAGAGGAGCGGCUCAGUGGGGAGCCGAGAG